CGGAGCCGAAGCGCUGAUUCGCAUCGAUUCCGAACGCGUAGCGAUUGCUUCUGUCUGUUGUUUAGGUACGGCGGCGGCAAGGAAACGGAGGGCCUGUGUCAACUCGGGUCGGGGUCUCGCUCUGUGCUAACUGCGACCCAGAGCAGAGCGGGCUAUGGGGGAGCCCGGCUCCUGGGCGCCGGGAGACGGCGCCGGUGGCCGGAGCUGGUGUUUGCGGCGGGUGGGGAUGGACGCCGAGUGGCUGCUGUUGGCGGAUGGAAACGAGGUGACUGUGGGGCGUGGAUUUGGUGUCACAUAUCACCUGGCAUCAAAAACGUGCCCUCUGAUGAUUUCCCGAAACCAUUGUGUUUUGAAGCAGAAUGCUGAGGGCCAGUGGACAAUUAUGGACAACAAGAGUCUAAAUGGUGUUUGGCUGAACAGAGAACGUCUAGAACCUUUAAAGUUCUAUCCUAUCCAUAAGGGAGAUCACAUCCAGCUUGGCGUACCUCUGGAAAAUAAGCAGAAUGCAGAGUAUGAAUAUGAAGUUACUGAAGAAGACUGGAAGAGGAUGUAUCCUUGUCUUGCCCCAGAGAGUGCCCAGUUCAUGAAAAAAAAUAAAGGCUUGAGAACUAAAAGAAAAUUUGGUUUGGAUGAACUAGAGGGUCCUGGAGCUGAAGGCCCCUCAAAUUUGAAAUCCAAAAUCAGUAAAGUAUCUUGUGGACCUGGUCAACCAGUCAAGUUACAUGUCAAAGGUGAAGAGGCUGAUCAACCCUUUGAAUAUUUGAAUCCUAAGCUGACUUCUUUUGAGCCAAGUGAGAAGACCACAGGGGCUCAUGUUUACCCUGGCUCUGCAAAAGUUGUAGAGCUUUGUUAUAAAAAACGGAAAGCCUCAAACCCUUCAGCAUCUCAGAGCAGCUCAAAGCUGUUUAAGGUGACCACGUCCAGGAUUCUGAAACUGAAAACACAAAUGCAAGAAAAACAGGUAGCUGUCCUGAAUGUGAAAAAGCAAGUCCAAGAAGGGAAUGCAAAGAAAAUUGUGAAAAUGGAGCGGGAACUGCAGUUUUUACGGUGCCAGCUGUGUGCAGAGCAGGCCCAUCAGCAGGCCAGCGUGGAGGAGCUGGAGAAGACUUUCCAGGAAGAGGAGCAGCAUUUCCAGGAUUUCACUUACCAGAAAGAGCAAAGAGAAGAGGACCUGAAGCAACAGCUGGCCCAAGCUCUGCAGGAGCAUCGGGCUCUAAUGGAAGAGCUAAAUCGCAGCAAGAAGGACUUUGAAGCAAUCGUUCAAGCCAAGAACAAAGAAUUGGAGCAGACUAAGGAAGAGAAGGAGAAGGUGCAAUCCGAGAAGGAAGAAGUUCUUAGCCACAUGAACGAUGUGCUAGAGAAUGAACUCCAGUGUAUUAUUUGCUCAGAAUACUUCAUUGAGGCUGUCACCUUGAACUGUGCCCAUAGUUUCUGCUCUUACUGUAUCAAGGAGUGGAUGAAGCGGAAGACAGAAUGUCCCAUUUGUCGGAAGAACAUCAAGUCCAAAACCCACUCCCUGGUUCUGGACAAUUGCAUUAAUAAGAUGGUAGAUAAUCUGAGUUCAGAAGUGAAAGAACGACGCAUUGUUCUCAUGAAGGAACGAAAAGCAAAGAGACUGUUCUGAAGACCAUGCUCCCAGGGAUUUGAAAAACUGCCAGACAAUGGGAGCUUGGGAUGGUCUGGAGAAUUCUCUGUGGAUGGGUCCUGGACCACUCUGAGACAGCGUGGGAUAAAGCCAUGUGGGACAGAGACUGAAUGAGGAAGUCCUGGGCACAAGCCUUCCAUGUCAGCCUCCCACUACCGUGUUGUCUGGCAGCAGCACUGACUUCUUUAGGGAACUUAGGAGACGCUGGUUCCCUCUAGGUUGAAUGGGUUAUGUAUUUCUGUUCUGUUUAUUAAACUUAUUAUUGUUGCUUUGUU
This is a messenger RNA of Manis pentadactyla (Chinese pangolin), 1920 nucleotides long. RefSeq names its product ring finger protein 8 (gene RNF8). Gene Ontology annotation, molecular function: ubiquitin protein ligase activity; histone binding. The record is from RefSeq and is a predicted model, not a curated record. NCBI's taxonomy places the organism in Eukaryota, Metazoa, Chordata, Mammalia, Pholidota, Manidae. The transcript has 8 exons. The coding region runs from base 155 to 1624 and encodes 489 amino acids. Gene Ontology annotation, cellular component: ubiquitin ligase complex; site of double-strand break; nucleus. Gene Ontology annotation, biological process: protein K48-linked ubiquitination; ubiquitin-dependent protein catabolic process; double-strand break repair.